AUGUUUUUCUUCUUGUUAGUUUUAUUGGCUGUCGAACGCACCGCUGCGUCUUUCUUUAUUGAUCACUGCAACGUCUAGUUUUAUUAUAGCCCUUUAUAUACAGUAUUUUCCUUUUGAACCAUGAUGACUUUGAUUAUUAUUGGCGCAGGAGCUGCCGGUUUGGCUGCUGCAUCUCGGCUCGUUGAAAAAGGAUUCAAUCCUGCUCGAAUCACGAUUCUAGAAGCCGAAAACCGAAUAGGUGGUCGGAUUCUCACCGUUCCACAUGGUUCGGGCCUGAUAGAAAUGGGUGCGCAAUGGAUCCAUGGCAAAGAAGGUAAUGUUGUUCAUCCACUAGCCGAGGCGGCUGGGGAAAUACGGACGGACAUCCACACCCUUGAAUCAACUGGUUACGCGGAUGACGUGGAGAUGGUCUACAGGGAUGGACGCAAAAUCACUGCAAGCCAAUUGAAAGAAUUCAAGGAGAUUUUGCAAAAAAUUUACGUUGAUUCCAAGCGAGAACUAUCCCAAUGGAAAACAUCGUUAGGGGAAUACUUUGAGUAUAAAUAUGGUAAACAUCUGGAUCAAGGGUCUUUUACCACCAUGGAUCGAGCGACCGCUUUGGAUCUUUUGGAUUGGGCUCACCGAGCACAAAAUCUCGAAGAUGGGUCCGACAAUUGGAUGGAAACGUGCGGAGUGGGCUCGUUGGAGUACCAUGAAUGCGUUGGAGAUUAUACUACUGUGUGGAAACGCGGUUACUCUGCUCUAUUUGACAUUCUAAUGAAAAAUGUUCCAAAAAGGAAUAACGGAUUUCAACUUCCGCUUUCCGACAGAAUCCGCUUGAAUUCGCCUGUUAAUCUUGUUAGAUGGAAUCCAGAUCGUCCCAACUGUAAGGUGGAAGUCGUUUGCAGCGAUCAGACGUAUACUGCUGAUAUGGUCCUUGUCACGUGUUCGCUAGGAGUGUUAAAGGAUAGAGCUGAUAAACUGUUUACACCUUUAUUGCCUGAAAAGAAGAGGAGAGCCAUUGAAGGCAUAGGUUUCGGGACGGUAGAUAAAAUAUUUCUCGAAUUUCGUAAACCUUGGUGGAACCAGCAAUGGGGUGGAGUCAAUUUUCUGACGGAGCCUUCGAAAGCCACCGGCGAUUGGGUUGACAAAGUGAUGGGGUUCUCCACCGUCCGCGGACAACCAAAUUUACUUAUAGGAUGGAUUAGUGGUCCCGGUGCAAGGGAUUUUGAAACUCGUCCCGAAGUUGAGGUGAUGGGGAAAUGUUCUGAACUGCUUCGCAAAGCAGUUGGCUCGGAUUUCGAUUACGAAGAGCCAACGCGAAUGAUCCGAUCGUUAUGGCACAGCAAUCCUCACUUCUGUGGGUCGUAUAGCUAUCGGUCAAGGAAAAGCAAAGAUCUUGAUGUUUGGGCAUCUGAUUUGGCUGAACCGGUCUAUGAUUCCAAUGGAGUUAUUCGAUUGCUCUUUGCCGGUGAAGCAACUCACGAUCAUUGUUACUCAAACGUUCACGCAGCAGUCGAGACGGGUUGGCGCGAAGCCGACAGAAUCAUAGAACUGGUUAAAAAUUCUCCUUGUCUUGCCAAACUGUAGUUGACGUUACAUACGAGGGAAGUGUCUUGUGCUGCUGGUAACGGCAAAAACUGUACCCCGAGGCCCAUGCAUUUUAACACCUGAUAAUGUCAGUGUGAAUAAAAGCACAGCAAGUUUGAA
Molecule: messenger RNA, 1689 nt
Organism: Daphnia carinata
Lineage: Eukaryota; Metazoa; Arthropoda; Branchiopoda; Diplostraca; Daphniidae
Product: spermine oxidase-like
Exons: 5
Coding region: 121-1569 (482 amino acids)
Molecular function (GO): polyamine oxidase activity
Source: RefSeq, a predicted model, not a curated record